Molecule: messenger RNA, 1367 nt
Organism: Pieris napi
Lineage: Eukaryota; Metazoa; Arthropoda; Insecta; Lepidoptera; Pieridae
Product: protein ALP1-like
Exons: 2
Coding region: 139-1320 (393 amino acids)
Source: RefSeq, a predicted model, not a curated record
ACUCUCGGUAGGCCGGGUUCCCACUACGCCGGACCGGCAGAUCUGCCGAAAACCGGACACCGGACAGAGUGUUCACAUUACAUCGGAUCCCGGAAGAAAUUCAGACAGUCCUCAGUUGAAUUUGGACCUGCGCGCACAAUGGACGACGAAAUUGUUGUGUUGUGGUGGUAUCUUAAUAGAAGGCAAAAUAAAAGAAAACAUUGGGUACACCCUAUUUUACGGGAAAGAUUUUCACUUGGAACAUUUGAAACAUUAAUGGGUGAACUUAGAAGAGACGAAUCAAAGUUCUUCAAUUAUUUUCGAAUGACAGCAACCACUUUUGACGAUUUACUGGGACGACUAGACAUAAGAGUACGAGAUACAAGUUUCAGAGAAUGUAUUUGCCCAGAACAAAGAUUAGCCAUAUGUCUAAGAUAUUUAGCUUCAGGAUGUUCAUUCAAAGAAAUACAUUACUCAUACAGAGUAGGCGUUUCGACAAUAAGUAAACUAAUAAAAGAAAUGACCCACGUCAUUUGGGAAAACCUAAAGACAGAUUUCCUUAAGCUGCCUGAUACUGAGAGAGAAUGGGAGGACAUCGCUUCAGGAUUCGAAAGAAAAGCCAACUUUCCUCACUGUCUUGGAGCAGUAGAUGGCAAACAUAUCAGAAUUUUGAAACCAGCCAAGAGUGGUUCUAUGUUCUUUAAUUACAAGGAGUAUUAUUCUUUUGUAUUAAUGGCAGUUGUCGAUUCAGAGUACCGAUUUAUUUUUAUUAGUGUGGGCUCAUUUGGCAAGGAAUGCGAUUCUAGUAUAUUAAAGGAUAGUACAUUUUGGCAAAAGAUCAAUGAUGGUACUUUAAAUGUACCAAAGCCUAGACCGCUUCAUGAAAACUUGCACGAAGAAUUACCGUUUAUACUUGUUGGCGAUGAAGGCUUUGCUUUAACACCUAAUCUCCUACGUCCAUAUGGAGGUACACAUUUGAAUACUGAUAAAAAGAUUUUUAACUAUAGACUAAGUCGAGCAAGAAGGUAUGUUGAGUGCGCUUUUGGUAUUCUGGCAAAUAAGUGGCGAAUAAUCCAUCGAGCUAUAGAUCUCAACGUAGACACAGCAAUUCAAGUAAUUAAAGCUUGUGCAGUCUUACAUAAUUUUGUAAGAGAAAAAGAUGGUAUAAAUUUUGAAAGUUACCAAAAUAUAGAACAUAGACAAGAACAAGAAACUACACCCAUGAAUCGAAAUGUGUCGAGUCGAGGUGGCCCUAAUGCCAACGCUAUACGGACAUCAUUUACUAAUUAUUUUGUUUCAGAUAUUGGUUCCGUUCCGUGGCAGGCAGCAGCUAUAAAAUAAAAUUUAUCAAUGCAUUUACAUUUUAUCAAUAAAACAUUAAAAACUCA